This is a messenger RNA of Dentiscutata erythropus, 196 nucleotides long. Lineage: Eukaryota; Fungi; Glomeromycota; Glomeromycetes; Diversisporales; Gigasporaceae. The record is from the annotation of a GenBank genome assembly.
UGGUUUUGAUGGUGGUUUCAAUGGUGGUUUUGAUAGUGGAUUCAAUGGUGGUUUUGGUGGAUUUGAUAGUAGUUUGAUGGUUGAUAAUAGUGGUUUAAUGGUUAAUAGUGGUUUCAAUAGUGGUUUGAUGAUUGAUGGUAGUUUUGAUAGUGGUUUUGAUAGUAGUUUGGAUGAGAGAAAAGUUGUUAUCAUUCAA